Molecule: messenger RNA, 492 nt
Organism: Mesocestoides corti
Lineage: Eukaryota; Metazoa; Platyhelminthes; Cestoda; Cyclophyllidea; Mesocestoididae
Source: the annotation of a GenBank genome assembly
AUGGAGCUGACACGAGCUACCGAUGCGGGACCCACGCUAGUUGGAGGCACAGGUGGUGGAUCGGGGGUCCGAGGUCCACAGCCUUACAUGCAGCCAAAGCCGUCCAACAUUCGUUAUAAUCCACGGAUGUACGACGGAGGCGUUCUGCCCCGUAUUGAGUGGGACGAUGAGCCGGUGCGACUACCCGAUUAUGAACCAAUAGAUCAGUGGGCACCGCACCGCGCCUACUUCGGACAAAACGACUAUAUUGACAUCCUUGGGGAUGGUAGACUUGGGCCUGCUGAUUUCUAUACAGGACCAUCCUGGGCACUCAAUGCCAGAAACGAGUUCCAACGCGUUUGUCGCCUCCUUUACGACCCAGCAGUGGUAGCUUGGUUGGAAGAGUUUGAGCCUACUCGACUGAAAGAUCUUAGGAAGAGGCAUAAGUUCCUGUAUACUCGGGUGAACAAGCGGAAAAAUAUCAAGUUUAAGCGUUUCCGUGACGCCCCCUAA